AUGCACAACGCCGGCCAGGCCGGCCUCACGUACUGGGCGCCCAACAUCAACAUCUUCCGAGACCCGAGGUGGGGCCGCGGCCAAGAGACGUCCGGGGAGGACCCCGCUGUCGCCUCCGCGUACUCCCUCGAGUAUGUCAAGGGCUUCCAGGGGGAGCAAGGGGAGGAAGGCAGAAUCAGGCUCUCUGCGUGCUGCAAGCACUAUACAGCGUAUGACAUGGAGAAAUGGGAAGGCUUCUCGAGGUACACCUUCAAUGCCAAGGUAAAUGCACAAGAUUUGGAAGACACGUACCAGCCGCCUUUCAAGACCUGCAUCCAGGAGGCUCGUGCUACCUGCUUGAUGUGUUCAUAUAACCAGGUCAAUGGCGUGCCUAUGUGUGCUAACAAAGAUCUUCUACAGAAGACCAGGGAUGAAUGGGGCUUCCAGGGGUAUAUUACAUCUGAUUGUGAUGCUGUGGCAAUUAUUCACGAAAACCAGACAUACACUAAAUCAGACGAAGAUUCAAUAGCAAUUGUUCUUAAGGCAGGAAUGGAUAUCAACUGUGGUUCUUUCCUAGUUCGGCAUACUAAGUCAGCAGUUGAGAAGGGAAAGGUUCAAGAACAAGAUAUUGACCGUGCCCUUUUUAAUCUAUUCUCUGUUCAAUUGCGUCUUGGAAUAUUUGAUAAGCCCAACAACAACCAAUGGUUCACUCAACUAGGGCCCAACAAUGUGUGCACGAAAGAGCAUAGAGAGCUUGCAGCAGAAGCUGUAAGGCAGGGUGCUGUCCUUUUGAAGAAUGACCAUAGUUUUUUGCCUCUGAAGAGAAGCGAAGUUAGACAUGUUGCCAUCAUUGGACCAUCUGCAAAUGAUGUGUAUGCGAUGGGUGGAGACUAUACAGGUGUAGCCUGCAAUCCGACGACCUUCCUUAAGGGCAUUCAAGCCUAUGCUACACAGACAACGUUUGCCACUGGAUGCAAGGAUGUUUCCUGUAACUCGACAGAAUUGUUUCGCGAAGCUAUUGAAGCAGCUAAAAGAGCUGAUAUUGUUGUUGUAGUUGCUGGCUUGAACCUGACAGAAGAGCGUGAAGACUUCGAUAGAGUGAGCCUUCUCCUUCCAGGCAAGCAGAUGAGCCUCAUACAUACCAUUGCUAGUGUAGCGAAGAAGCCCCUUGUGUUGGUUCUCUUGGGUGGUGGUCCUGUUGAUGUUUCAUUUGCAAAGCAAGAUCCACGAAUCGCAAGCAUUCUUUGGCUCGGAUAUCCUGGUGAGGUUGGUGGCCAAGUCCUUCCAGAAAUUCUUUUUGGAGAGUACAACCCAGGAGGAAAGCUGCCUAUAACUUGGUAUCCCGAAUCCUUUACUGCUAUUCCGAUGACUGAUAUGAACAUGAGAGCUGACCCUUCACGUGGUUACCCUGGGAGAACAUAUCGUUUUUACACUGGAGAUGUAGUGUAUGGUUUUGGAUAUGGUUUAAGUUACUCCAAAUAUUCAUAUAGCAUCUUGUCAGCUCCAAAGAAGAUCACCGUGUCGCGUUCAUCAGUUUUGGACAUUAUUAGUAGAAAGCCUGCAUACAUAAGGAGGGAUGGACUAGACUUCGUGAAAACUGAAGAUAUUGCGUCGUGUGAAGCUCUGGCAUUCUCUGUUCACGUCGCUGUUUCAAAUCAUGGUAGCAUGGAUGGGAGUCAUGCUGUUCUUCUGUUUGCAAGAUCGAAAUCAAGCGUUCCAGGCUUUCCUAUAAAACAGCUGGUUGGCUUUGAACGUGUCCACACGGCGGCUGGCAGUGCAUCCAAUGUGGAGAUUACCGUGGACCCUUGCAAGCAUAUGAGCGCAGCCAAUCCUGAAGGCAAAAGGGUACUGUUAUUGGGUGCCCAUGUUCUAACGGUGGGUGAUGAAGAGUUCGAAUUGUUCAUUGAACUCUGA
Miscanthus lutarioriparius is the source of this 1893-nucleotide messenger RNA. The record is from the annotation of a GenBank genome assembly. NCBI's taxonomy places the organism in Eukaryota, Viridiplantae, Streptophyta, Magnoliopsida, Poales, Poaceae.